This is a messenger RNA of Lycium barbarum (goji berry), 807 nucleotides long. RefSeq lists its product as uncharacterized. Bases 1 to 807 code for a protein of 268 amino acids. Lineage: Eukaryota; Viridiplantae; Streptophyta; Magnoliopsida; Solanales; Solanaceae. The record is from RefSeq and is a predicted model, not a curated record. The transcript has 3 exons.
AUGGAACCAUUUCAGAAUUGCAGACAUCUACAGAAGUACAAAAAUAGAUUGGGAAUGGGCUCAGCUAUUGCAAAUCAAAAUGGUAAGAUCUGGAUAUUUGUGGAUGAGGCAGUACAAUGGGAUCUGGUGCUGUACACAGAACAACAAAUCACUUUGAAGUUGAAUCAUCAAGACUUAGGCAAAGACAUUAUCCAUACUUUUGUCUAUGCUAAAUGUAAUGAAGGAGAGAGGCAGGAGCUAUGGAAUAAUUUGUAUCAGUUAGCAGGAUCCAUGAACCUACCAUGGAUCAUUGGUGGAGACUUCAAUGUGAUAUUGUUAGAAGAGGAAAAACUGGGAGGGCUUCCUGUCACAUUGAAUGAAUGUUAUAAAGAAAGUCCAUUUACUUGGCGGAAUGGAAGAGCUGCUGAAGAUUGCAUAUUCAAGAGAUUGGAUAGGGUUGUAGCUAAUAGUCCUUUCCAAGAAUUAUUCCCUCAGAUUGAAGUUGAACAUCUUAUUAAAUCAGGCUCAGAUCAUGCUCCAAUGAUCUUGUCUUGUGGAGAAGAAAAAGAAGUAGUGCAACAGAAUUGGAGGACAAAUUUUGUAGGGUCUCCUUAUCUGGCUUUCAAACAGAAAUUAAAAAAUCUUAAAAGUGCUUUGAUUAAAUGGAGCAGGGAUACUUAUGGGGAUAUCUUCCAACAGCUAGCUAUAAGGGAGGAAGUAGUGAAAGUGAAAGAGAAACUGUUCGAGGAGGAACCUAGCAUCAUUAACAGAAUUGUUCUUCAAAAGGCACUAGCAGAAUUGAAGAAGUACCUUAACCUAGAAGAGUAG